AUGAAAAAAGAUUCUUCCACCAAAAGACCAUAUGAAAAAGUCUCAAAAAUAAAAAGACAGAACCUUGUUAAGCUAGUGUUCCAUCAAGGAAUCAAAAUAAAACAUGUAUUAUUUAAUUCUAAAAAUAGGCUGCUAAACAACUCAAAAUAAAUUAUGCCGCUGCUAAGACUGUUAUUAGUCAGCAUAGAUGCAAUGUUAUUUUACAGAAUAUACAAUAUAAGUCCAACCAAAGAUGUGGAUUUUAGAAAAUAAAUAAUACUAACAGAUCAUUCAACUUAAUAUCCAAAUUAGCUGGAGAAAUUGUAAAAGCUACUAACCAUACGAUAUCUGAGUCUAAGAAUAUUUGA
Molecule: messenger RNA, 347 nt
Organism: Paramecium primaurelia
Lineage: Eukaryota; Ciliophora; Oligohymenophorea; Peniculida; Parameciidae
Source: the annotation of a GenBank genome assembly